AUGAACUUUUACACAGUGGAACCGGAGAUCAAGCUGGUUGGCAACAUGCAUGGCAACGAGGUCCUGGGUCGUCAGUUGCUGCUCUACCUGGCCCAGUACCUGUGUUCCGAGUAUCUCCUUGGCAACCAGCGUAUCCAGACGCUCGUAAACACCACGCGCAUCCACAUCCUGGCAUCCAUGAACCCCGACGGUUACGAGCUGGCGGCCGCCGAGGGUCACGAGCUCAACGGUUGGACGGUGGGUCGCACCAACGCUCAGAACCUAGACUUGAACCGGAACUUUCCUGACCUUACGUCCAUCCUCUACCGGAAUCGCAGGAUCAAACGGUUCCGCACAGACCACAUCCCCAUCCCAGACUCUUACUGGUUUGGUAAGGUAGCUUCAGAGACCUAUGCAGUGAUGAAGUGGAUAAGGUCUGUGCCGUUUGUCCAGUCUGCGAGCCUCCAUGGCGGGGAGCUGGUGAUCUCUUAUCCCUUUGACUUCUCUAGACACUUCCAUGAAGAGAGGAUGUUCUCCCCUACACCUGAUGAACAGGCAUUUAAGCAGCUGGCCCGGACAUACGCAGACUCUCACGCCAGCAUGGCCGACAACAACACAGACAGGUGUGGAGCGUCCUUCAUCAGGAACGGAGGUAUCAUCAACGGGGCUCUGUGGUACAGCUUCCCAGGAGGCAUGUCAGACUUUAACUACCUCCACACUAACUGCCUGGAGAUUACGGUGGAGCUGGGCUGUGACAAGUUCCCUUCUGAAGAGGAGCUCUACCCAGAGUGGCUCAGGAACAAGGAGGCCUUGCUCAGUUUCAUGGAGUCGGUCCACAGAGGUAUUAAGGGAGUGGUGAAGGAUGAAGAGGGCUAUGGAAUAAAGGGAGCGUCCGUAUCUGUCAGGGGAAUCCGUAAAGAUGUCACCACAGCGGAGGAAGGUGAUUACUGGAGGUUAAUGAACUCAGGAACACACAUCAUAACAGCAUCAGCUAAAGGUUACUCCAAAGUCAGCAAGAGAAUUUACCUGCCUGCUCACAUGGAAAAAGCUGGGCGGGUCGACUUCGUGCUCAAAAAGGUCCCUGUUCAGCCAGUAGGACCAGACUACCACCUGUUCCUCAGCUCCUCCCUGGACACUUAUGAGCGCUUCGACCCUUACAACCACUUCCAGAGCUACGGCCGCUCCGAGCCGGGAGAACCGAGGGAACCCAGGGAACCGAGGGAACCCAGGGAACCGGGGAUGGGAGCAGAGGAGCAGGAGAAGCCGUGGUGGUGGAACUACUUUACUCAGGCAGGAGUCUCUGCUCCCACCUGGCUGCUACGGAACCACUAGAAGACUGGACAGGAGAAAGACUGAAACGGCACACUAUUCCCUUAUUCCCUAUUCCCUUAUUCCCUCACACUAUUCCCUUAUUCCCUAUUCCCUUAUUCCCUCACACUAUUCCCUUAUUUGGUGCACUACAUUUGACCAAAGCCCAAGUGCAUUGUGGGGCGGCAGGGUAGCCUAGUGGUUAUAGUGUAGGAGAGGCAGGAUAGCCUAGUGGUUAGAGCGUUGGACUAGUAGCCGACUAGUUCAAAUCCCCGAGCUGACAAGGUACAAAUCUGUCAUUCUGCCCCUGAACAAGGCAGUUAACCCACUGUUCCUAGGCCGUCAUUGAAAAUAAGAAUUUGUUAUUAAACUGACUUGCCUAGUCAGGUAAAAUACAAAUUAUUUGUAGAUUUCAUCCCAAAUGGCACCCUGUUCCCUAUAUAGUGCACCCUGUUCCCUAUAUAGUGCACCCUGUUCCUAUAUAGUGCACUCUGUUCCCUAUAUAGUCAAAAGUAGUGCACUGUAAAGGGAUUGGGUGCUAUGUGGAAUGUCUCCUACAAGUAGAGGCAUGAAUUGGUUCUCAAUCUUCGUUUGGUUUCUGUUCCCCAUCACAUUCCCCUCAUGUUACCAGAAGGCCUUAUGUUCUGUUUAGUCUUCCUGUGUAGAGAGGCCAGGUACCCUGUCCACCAGGGGAUCACCUACCGCCACUAUGGACAGGAAUCUGAUCAUGUGUCCUGACCAGGAAUGAUUCUGGGCCCCCAUUAACAUAUUGGGUGUUCUAUUAUGUUUCAUUAAGACAUUCUGUCUUCCUCAGUGUUCUAUUGUGUUUCAUUAAGACAUUCUGUCUUCCUCAGUGUUCUAUUGUGUUUCAUUAAGACAUUCUGUCUUCCUUAGUGUUCUAUUAUGUUUCAUUAAGACAUUCUGUCUUCCUCAGUGUUCUAUUAUGUUUCAUUAAGACAUUCUGUCUUCCUCAGUGUUCUAUUAUGUUUCAUUAAGACAUUCUGUCUUCCUCAGUGUUCUAUUAUGUUUCAUUAAGACAUUCUGUCUUCCUCAGUGUUCUAUUAUGUUUCAUUAAGACAUUCUGUCUUCCUCAGUGUUCUAUUAUGUUUCAUUAAGACAUUCUGUCUUCCUCAGUGUUCUAUUAUGUUUCAUUAAGACAUUCUGUCUUCCUCAGUGUUCUAUUAUGUUUCAUUAAGACAUUCUGUCUUCCUCAGUGUUCUAUUAUGUUUCAUUAAGACAUUCUGUCUUCCUCAGUGUUCUAUUAUGUUUCAUUAAGACAUUCUAGUUCUGUCUUCCUCAGUGUUCUAUUAUGUUUCAUUAAGACAUUCUGUCUUCCUCAGUGUUCUAUUAUGUUUCAUUAAGACAUUCUGUCUUCCUCAGUGUUCUAUUAUGUUUCAUUAAGACAUUCUGUCUUCCUCAGUGUUCUAUUAUGUUUCAUUAAGACAUUCUAGUUCUGUCUUCCUCAGUGUUCUAUUAUGUUUCAUUAAGACAUUCUGUCUUCCUCAGUGUUCUAUUAUGUUUCAUUAAGACAUUCUAGUUCUGUCUUCCUCAGUGUUCUAUUAUGUUUCAUUAAGACAUUCUAGUUCUGUCUUCCUCAGUGUUCUAUUAUGUUUCAUUAAGACAUUCUAGUUCUGUCUUCCUCAGUGUUCUAUUAUGUUUCAUUAAGACAUUCUAGUUCUGUCUUCCUCAGUGUUCUAUUAUGUUUCAUUAAGACAUUCUAGUUCUGUCUUCCUCAGUGUUCUAUUAUGUUUCAUUAAGACAUUCUAGUUCUGUCUUCCUCAGUGUUCUAUUAUGUUUCAUUAAGACAUUCUGUCUUCCUCAGUGUUCUAUUAUGUUUCAUUAAGACAUUCUAGUUCUGUCUUCCUCAGUGUUCUAUUAUGUUUCAUUAAGACAUUCUGUCUUCCUCAGUGUUCUAUUAUGUUUCAUUAAGACAUUCUAGUUCUGUCUUCCUCUGUGUUCUUAUGUUUCAUUAAGACAUUCUGUCUUCCUCAGUGUUCUAUUAUGUUUCAUUAAGACAUUCUGUCUUCCUCAGUGUUCUAUUAUGUUUCAUUAAGACAUUCUAGUUCUGUCUUCCUCAGUGUUCUAUUAUGUUUCAUUAAGACAUUCUGUCUUCCUCAGUGUUCUAUUAUGUUUCAUUAAGACAUUCUAGUUCUGUCUUCCUCAGUGUUCUAUUAUGUUUCAUUAAGACAUUCUGUCUUCCUCAGUGUUCUAUUAUGUUUCAUUAAGACAUUCUGUCUUCCUCAGUGUUCUAUUAUGUUUCAUUUAGACAUUCUGUCUUCCUCAGUGUUCUAUUAUGUUUCAUUAAGACAUUCUGUCUUCCUCAGUGUUCUAUUAUGUUUCAUU
This is a messenger RNA of Oncorhynchus keta (chum salmon), 3630 nucleotides long. RefSeq names its product carboxypeptidase Z-like. Gene Ontology annotation, molecular function: zinc ion binding; metallocarboxypeptidase activity. Gene Ontology annotation, biological process: proteolysis. The transcript is spliced from 10 exons. Bases 1 to 1311 code for a protein of 436 amino acids. Lineage: Eukaryota; Metazoa; Chordata; Actinopteri; Salmoniformes; Salmonidae. The record is from RefSeq and is a predicted model, not a curated record.